GAUACAGAGACAGGAUCAAUCUGGACAGAUCCUCAGGACCUGGAGCUCAUGAAUCUUGUUCUGACUGACAGUGGACAAUACACAGUAUCAGUGGAUGAAAACACCAAACUGGAAGUGUAUGGUAAGUUUUGUAUUCUAAUUCUAUAUGUUCCCCUCCAUUUUCUAGCUUUUGGUUUCACAUCAUCAGUCCAAAUACUUCAUUGUGAGGCUGGACUGCAGAAACAUUUCACAGCCAUACAUAUACCAUACUACCAUACCAUAAUGCUGACACAUCAUAUUUUAGUAAAUGGUUUUGAAGUAAAGAAACGCAUUUCCUCUGGCCAAAUCUCAGACAUAUCUAUGGCUGAUAAGUGGAUUAGGCUACUGUUUGUCAUUACUUUUGCAUUAUUAGGUGUUUCUCAAAUCCAAUGAUUUCGCUCAGUGUCAACCAUUACUUCUGUCCAUCUCUUCCAAUUCCCAAAUAUGUUAUUUUUAUGCGUUGUGCACAAAUCUUUUUAUUAAUGUCAGCAUCAUUGAUGAAGUAAAGGUGUGUUAGGUACAUUUUCUAAUAGACACAUUCAGUAUCACUCAGAAUGAAGAUAGUCAUGGUCAACUUGUGAUGACCUACUUGGCUCCCAAGUUAUGAUAACUGCUUUAUUGAACAUUUGUUUGAGAUAUGGAGCAGUUAGGUCCUGUUGAUUCCAAGUCUAUUUGUUAUUUAUACCACUGUUGAGCUCUUCUGAAUGACACUUAUAGGUAUUUUUAGGUGCUCCAUUCUGCUGUGUUGAUGAAAAUGUGUGAUACUGAAGCCAAGCCCUGAAUAUUGUAUGGCUUUGGAUGAAAUAGGCUACCAAGGAAAGAGAAAGUUGUUAUGUUUUUAAAUGGGCGGCAGGUAGCCAAGCGGUUAAGAGCGUUGGGCCAGUAACCGAAAUGUGUGCUGGUUUGAAUCACUGAGAAGACUUGGUGAAAAAUCUGUCGAUGUGCCCUUGAGCAAAGCACUUAACCCUAGUUGCUCUGGAUAAGACUGUCUGCUAAAAUGUAACCCCCAGUGCAAAUAAUCCAACGUCACAAUAACUCCCAACAACACAGACUUAGUGGAGUUCAACAGCUCUGUCAGUCUGUCCUGCUCCUCCUCUGGCUCCUCCCCCUUCUCUUACCGAUGGCUGAAUGGCAGCUCUGAAGUCACAGCCAGUGAUGGGGUUCAGUUUGGUGAUGGAGGAUGCAUUCUCACCAUAGACAGUGUGAUCCGGUAUGACAAGGUGCUGUUCAUGUGUAUUGUGUCCAACAACAUCAACAGUGACAACUAGACACUAACCCUUAACAUCAGCUGUGAGUCUCUUACUUUAUGUCUGCAUGUCUACCUCUUCUUAAUUAUCUGCAUUUUGAUUGAGCCAUUUAGGUCAACUUUGAUAAUGACCAUUCAUGUAAUUAAUGUAGUCAUCUCUUGAUUAAGCUCCCUGUAAACAACACCUUCUUUAUACUGUAAAAACAAUUGAUUGAUGUGUUAUUUGUUAAAUGGUAUUCAUGCUGUAUUAUAGCUGAUAAAUGGAAGUUGAUGUUCAUUUCUUUUCUCCCUCACCUUAAAUCUAACAGUAAAAGAAGUCAAUGGAAGAGAUCUUCAUUCAACCAUCAUUCUCCAGUGAGUUCCAUCAUCAACACAUAGAAAACCUGCAUGAUAACACCCAGUGUGGAUCAGUAAUAUAAUGUACAUAAUCAUGACAUUCAUACUAUGUUUGAUUGUCUGCUUUAUUGUGUACUUUUAGUAACAAAAUAACAUGUUCAUAAAAAGUAGAUAACACAAUACUGUAACUUAAUACAUUAAAGCAUAAUGAUAAGGGUGUCCUCUUUUGGUAGUGGUGGGGACUGUACUGUAAAUACACUUUUUUUGUGUACUGUAUUGUCAAUUAUGGUGCAAAAAGGCACAGAAGCUGGAUACUUAAAUGCUUUAAAUUAUGUAAAAACAGAAUAAUAAAGAUUGACAUCUAUUUCUCCAUCAACUUUGUUGUUCUUUGUGUCAAGUGUGACCAGUAAUAUGUUGAUAUGACCUGAUGACAUUCAGUUAAUUCAUUCUUACAAAGCUGGGUGAUAGUUCUAAAAGAUCCUACAGUGAUGUCAUUGUUAGAGAAGGAUUAUAAAGCACAGGUGUUUAUUAUAUAUAAUAUAUAAUCUCAAAUGAAUGUAAAUUGUGCUUCAUUUACUUUCGGAAAAUACCCCAAGACCAAAGUCCACUAUGUUUAUCAGUCAAAGCCUACAAACCAAUAGAGGGCAACAUUGUUGAACAGGCUCAGUGAAGGUAAAACCCGACACAGCUUCCUUAUUAGUGGUUGUGGAGGUGGAGUUUGUGCAGCAAAUGGGGAAGUUUGGUCAUUUAUUCCUUUUUGCAGUGAUGAAUACAUUUAAUAUUUCUUCCUCAUAUCAGGUUUUGGUGUUACUGUAAAGUGCUCUUAUUGUAGCCUUGUCUUCUAUACUUAUUGUGGAGACAGACCUUCAGUCUGAAUCACAGACAUUUAAAAAAUCAGAAGAGAUGGAACAUGCUGCAGUAAUUACUCUCAGGAGCGAUUUAAAGGGGCAAUCAGCAGUUGAAACAAUAACAAAGCCUAUCCUCACCCUUAUUUUGAUAAAAGGCUGAGGGAUGGGGCUGGAGAAAUGCAUCCACUCUCAAAUUCAUAAACAGAGCUAUGGAUGCAAGAACUGACCAUCCAUGAUAUCAAAAGUGUAGUUUUAACCAUGUUUUGAGGCUAUAUAGUGUUUAAUUACAUUUACUUUGAUUACAAACAUUGGAGUAAAACAAGCUUUUGGGAUCUGAUGGGGAACGACAGUUGAACUAAGCUCAUGAGGCAUGUAUAAGUGAUAUUCUUUAAGAAUCAAUAAGUACAUAUCAUUAACUUAUAAGUCCAAAAAUGGAUGUAGAAGCUGUAGAUUGCCCCUUUUAAGAGGGACAAUUGAUCUAAAAACUGAGAAGUAAGCAGAGAAACGUGCAAUGGACAUAAAUAUACAGUUUUGGAUCACUUUUAUAGAGCUACCUUUAUAAAAAAAAUAACAUUUUCAGUAUUCACAAAUGUACCAUAUGAAUGGCAUUAUCUCUUCACCUUUGUAUUUCGCCUGAUAUUAGUGACAUUCCCAUAAGUAUUUGUCAAUAAUGUAUAUUUUGUAUCUAUUUUAUAUUAAGAAUAAAUUAUAUAAUAUUGACUCCUGAUGGUGGUGGUUAGUUAUAGGAUAUGUAGUCCCUCCUACUGAGGAAGCAUCUCAAACUAACCUAUUUUCUAUCUAAAGGUACAAUCUUCUAUUUCUAUAGCCUAAACCUGAUACUGUUUGGUGGGGCUGGAGAAAUGUAGUCACUGUCAAAUUCAGGGUUUGAAAGUUGUGUUUUAACAAUGAUGGAUUAUCAAACUGUUUGCUUUACUAAAUACCUCAACACCAAAGUCCAGUAUUGUUGUCUAUAUAAUCAGCAUAGUAUUAUACCAGUAGAGGGCAACACUGUAUGACAGGGAAAAUCUCACACAGCUUCCUUAUUGAAGCGUCAUUGCAGAUUAUUCAUUUGUUCCGUUGUGCUGCAGUAUCACUUAUGAAGACAUUUUAAAUCAAUUUGUAUAAUAUUUUGAUCACAAAGCAAAGAGUCUGGUAUUACUGAAUACCCUUAUUAUUUGUUUGGACAUAUUCAAUCUGAAUCACCAACACAUGUUACAUCAGGAGAGAUGGAAGCAGCUACUGUAGUUUCUCUCACCAUGGCAGUACUUUCAGGUAAGUCUUUACCUGGCCUUCUCCACAGACACACAUAAGUAGGCCUAGUUGGGCUUGAUAAGGUGACGCCAUAAUGUCAAUAAAGACGCCUUACGUUAAACAAAUCUAAUUAGCUCUUCAUAAGGCCUAUAAUAAUUAUAAUGUUUGAUGUAGCUAAUGUAAUGAUGAUGAUGGUGAUGAUGUGCAAGCCUAAAGGGGUAAUCUGCGAUUGCUCCAUACAUUUCUGGACUUUUAAAUUGAUGAGAUACUGUAUAGCCAUUGAUUCUAGAAGAAUAUAACUUAUAAAUGCCUCAUAAGUUUAGUUCAACUGUCUAACCCCAUCAGAGGCCAAAAUACAAGCUUGUUUUACUCAAUUGUUUGUCAAUUGUAAACAAACAUAGCUACAAACAUACAUUUGGGGUGUGGUGAGUGUGAGGGGUUGCUGCAUAACACUACUCCCACUGCUUUGGUGUCCCUCUUUCAGUGAGUGGACCCAUAUUCAGAAAACACUCAUGUUUGAACCAGCUGAACUUUGCUCUUCUGAAAUCUGAUAUGUCUUUGAUUACAGCAUUUUGUGUUUGUUUUGGAGACAUGAUAAUCAUGCCCUGUUAUUGUUUCCUCAGGAUAUUGUGCUGGUCUAGGAGUGCUUCCACCUGGACCCGUGAAUGGAACAUUGGGAGGAAAUGUGAUUUUCAAAACCACCAUCAAUCCAACCACAAUUAGUACAAUUAUCUGGACCUUUGGUGAUCCCCCUGUUUCCAUUGUUGACUUUCUCAUCUCUGAAGGUCCUGUGACCGGAGUGGGAUAUGUUGGUAGGAUCAGUCUGGACAAUAGCACUGGAUCUCUGGAGCUCAGGAAACUGACCCUGAAUGACAAUGGAACAUACAGAGUGAGCCUAAGAAAGGCUGGUGUUAUUCAGGUGGGAAAUACGUCACUGAAUGUUUAUGGUGAGUUCCAAAUGUUGCAGGGUAAGCUAUGUACAUAAAGUUACGUUCACUAACGUUACGUUCACGCAGGGCAAUAUUUUGAGAACAAUUGUCACAAUGCGUGGUUAACUGCACCGUCAGUGUUUUCUUUGAUCAAGUGUCAAACUAGUUAAGACGAUCUAAGCAAGGCUGGCUGAGGUCCCUAAGGUUGAGAUACCGUAUGAAAACAACUGCUCACUCAUUUAGGUCAACUACCAGUUCAGGGUCAACACCUCGCGUUUGACAUGGGUUUGAUUAUUAUUCCAACAUAGGCUGAACACAAUUUUCUUUAAUUUUGCAAUUUACCUUUUGAAAUGGUAUGUUCUCAUUUUUUUCACAUUUUAUAAGAGCAUUCUUCGUAAGUUUUACCUAGGUUAUCUACUUUUGAACGUAUGCUUCUACUUUGAGAAGACAUUUUGAUUUUCUAAUUAUUUUUUAGAAUUCCAUGCAUUUCCGGCAAUGAAACAUGUGACAUGCCAAAUUACUAUAAAAUAAUGUUGCAAUUUACUAUGAAUUGGUCAACUUGAACUAUUUUGCAAUAGGGUGGUGCAGUAAGAGGAUAUCUUUCUAGAGCUGGCUUGUCAUCACUGGUCAGUUGGGGCUGUUGUGAACAAGGUCUUGUAGCGGACGAAUGGACAGGGACGUGAACCCGGGUCACUGGCAGGAUAGGAAAACACCCUACACAUUGUUCCAAUAGGGUUUCCCCAGUGGGAAUUGUAAUGUGGCUUAUUAGCUAAGAUCACUACAGUAGCUUAUCCUCCAAUCUGGCAGACAUCGACAGACGAGAGACAUCUCAUCCCGGAUUCAUUGUGUGUUUGCAGUGUGCCAACAAUGUGAACGUUGCUACCUCACGUGGCGGAGAGUGGAAAGAGUCAAUAGAACACAAUGCGAGCCAGGUACCUGGUAAUUACUAGCAUGCCUAAACCUGACCAUGCCUUAACCUAACUUUACCCUAACCUUAACCUUAACUACUUGCUGGCAUGCCUAAACUAAAUAUGUGCAAAUACACAUUAUGUGAAAAUACACAGUGAAUCUGCAAGGAAUUGUUUAACUAUGCUCGAAUCAGUAUUAUUAUGUGUCUGUGCUUUUGUAGAGCGCCACAAUGCAGUGUUUUGUAAAACAUGGCCAUCAGAUGUUCUGAGUUGUAAUUUUAGAACUGAGUGGCUGCAGAUCCGAAUUCUCUGGAACCCUCUUCAACAGCUAAAAGUCUGUGGCUUCUGCGCUUGUGCGGGAUUCUCAACUUUACACAGUCUCUGCUCUACUCGUUCGGCUGCCUAGAGAACAGGCUACUCAUGGCAAAUUUGUUAGGUUACAGCCUUAUUCUAAAAUUGAUUAAAAAAUUGUUCGUUUCCCCUCAUCAAAUGUCAGAUACCCCAUAAUGACAAAGCAAAAACAGGUUUUUAGAAAUGUUUGCUAAUUUAUAAAAAAUUAAGAACUGAAAUAUCACAUUUACAUAAGUAUUCAGACCAUUUACUCAGUACUUUGUUGAAGCACCUUUGGUAGCGAUUACAGCCUUGAGUCUUCUUGGGUAUGACGCUACAAGCUUGGCACACCUGUAUUUGGGGAGUUUCUCCCAUUCUUCUCUGCAGAUCUUCUCAAGGUCUGUCAGAUUGGAUGGGAAGCAUCGCUGCACAGCUAUUUUCAGGUCUCUCCAGAGAUGUUCGAUCGGGUUCAAGUCCGGGCUCUGGCUGGGCCACUCAAGAACAUUCAGAGACUAGUCUCGAAGCCACUCCUGCGUUGUCUUGGCUGUGUGCUUCGGGUUGUUGUCCUGUUGAAAGGUGAAUUUUCGCCCCAGUCUGAGGUCCUGAGCGCUCGGGAGCAGGUUUCCAUUAAGGACCUCUCUGUACUUUGCUCCGUUCAUCUUUGCCUCGAUCCUGACUAGUCUCCCAGUCCCUGCAGCUGAAAAACAUCCCCAACAGCAUGAUGCUGCCACCACCAUGCUUCACUAUUGUGAUGGUGCCAGGUUUCCUCCAGACGUGAUAAUUGGCAUUCAGGCCAAAGAGUUCAAUCUUGGUUUCAUCAGAUCAGAGAAUCUUGUUUCUCAUGGUCUGAGAGUCUUUAGGUGCCUUUUGGCAAACUCCAAGUGGGCUGUCAUGUGCCUUUUACUGAGGAGUGGCCUGAUUGGUGGAGUGCUGCAGAGAUGAUUGUUCUUCUGGAUGUUUCUCCCAUCUCCACAGAGGAAGUCUAGAGCUCUGUCAGAGUGACCAUCGGGUUCUUGGUCACCACUCCACAAAUUUCUUGUUAACAAACUAUAGUUUUGGCAAGUCGGUUAGGACAUCUACUUUGUGCAUGACACAAGUACAUUUUCCAACAAUUGUUUACAAACAGAUUAUUUCACUUAUAAUUCACUGUAUCACAAUUCCAGUGGGUCAGAAGUUUACAUACGCUAAGUUGACUGUGCCUUUAAACAGCUUGGAAAAUUCCAGAAAAUGAUGUCAUGGCUUUAGAAGCUUCUGAUAGGCUAAUUGACAUCAUUUGAGUCAAUUGGAGGUGUACCUGUGGAUGUAUUUCAAGGCCUACCUUCAAACUCAGUGCCUCUUUGCUUGACAUCAUGGGAAAAUCUAAAUAAAUCAGCCAAGACCUCAGAAAAACAAUUGUAGACCUCCACAAGUCUGGUUCAUCCUUGGGAGCAAUUUCCAAAUGCCUGAAGGUACCACGUUCAUCUGUACAAACAAUAGCACGCAAGUAUAAACACCAUGGGACCACGCAGCCGUCAUACUGCUCAGGAAGGAGACGCGUUCUGUCUCCUAGAGAUGAACGUACUUUGGUGCGAAAAGUGCAAAUCAAUCCCAGAACAACAGCGAAUUACCUUGUGAAGAUGCUGGAGGAAACAGGUACAAAAGUAUCUAUAUCCACAGUAAAAACGAGUCCUAUAUCGACAUAACCUGAAAGACCGCUCAGCAAGGAAGAAGCCACUGCUCCAAAACCGCCAUAAAAAAGCCAGACUACAGUUUGCAACUGCACAUGGGGACAAAGAUCGUACUUUUUGGAGAAAUGUCCUCUGGUCUGAUGAAACAAAAAUAUAACUGUUUGGCCAUAAUGACCAUUGUUAUGUUUGGAGGAAAAAGGGGGUUGCUUGCAAGCCGAAGAACACCAUCCCAACCGUGAAGCAAGGGGGUGGCAGAAUCAUACUGUGGGGGUGCUUUGCUGCAGGAGGGACUGAAGCACUUCACAAAAUAGAUGGCAUCAUGAGGAAGGAAAAUUAUGUGGCUAUAUCGAAGCAACAUCUCAAGACAUCAGUCAGGAAGUUAAAGCUUGGUCGCAAAUGGGUCUUCCAAAUGAACAAUGACCCCAAGCAUACUUCCAAUGUUGUGGCAAAAUGGCUUAAGGACAACAAAGUCAAGGUAUUGGAGUGGCCAUCACAAAGCCCUGACCUCAAUCCUAUAGAAAAUGUUUGGGCAGAACUGAAAAAGCGUGUGUGAGCAAGGAGGCCUACAAACCUGACUCAGUUACACCAGCUAUGUCAGGAGGAAUGGGCCAAAAUUCACCCAACUUAUUGUGGGAAGCUUGUGGAAGGCUACCUGACACGUUUGACCCAAUUUAAACAAUUUAAAGGCAAUGGUACCAAAUACUAAUUGAGUGCAUGUAAACUUCUGACCCACUGGGAAUGUGAUGAAAGAAAUAAAAGCUGAAAUAAAUAAUUCUCUCUACUAUUAUUCUGACAUUUCACAUUCUUAAAAUAAAGUGGUGAUCCUAACUGACCUAAGACAGGGAAUUUUUACUAGGAUUAAAUGUCAGAAAUUGUGAAAAACUGAGUUUAAAUGUAUUUGGCUAAGGUGUAUGUAAACUUCCAACUUCAACUGUAUAUGUUUUAAUAGAGACAAGCUAAAAAAUAAGUGAAAAUGGACAAAUUAUCCAAUGGAUUGUUAAUUUUCGGGUUAAAAAGUGGUGCGCCAUGUCUCAAUCCUUGUGAACAUCAUGGGUAAGCUCUGGGCAUCGUCUUUCAAACAAAUGACAAGCAACAUCUAGCCACGUUUUAUAUGAGAGCUAACAGCAUUGUGUGGCUAGCAUUGCUGUUUUCAGGUCACUGUUAAAAUGUCACAAAAUUGCUUUUAAAUAAACUUCUGGAUGAACUUCUGGUGGUUGUGGCAUUAUGGCUUUAGACACCGUGGAACACCUUGCUUUAGACACAGGAAUUUGUACUGACACAAACACCUUGACAGAUGUCAUCUACUCUCACCCACAGAGACCAUUUCAAACGUGACUCUGAGGGCCAACGUCAUUGAUCUAGUGGAACUGAAAGACACUGCCAUUUUCACCUGCUCUGUGUCCUCUGGCUCCUCCCCCCUCUCUUACCACUGGCUGAAUGGCAGCUCUGAGGUCACAGCCAGAUAUGGAAUUCAGCUUGGUGAUGGAGGCCGUACUCUCACCAUAGCCAAUGUGACCCAGUAUGACCAGGGGCCAUACAGGUGUAUUGUGGCCAACCCCGUCAGUAGUGAACCCAGCCAGAAUCUAACCCUCACCAUCAGCUGUGAGUCUCUAACCUGCAUAUCUAACUUAUCUACAUGCAUUUAUGUAAACGUUGUUUACCUUUCACCAUAUAGUUCACGUACAGUACUGUAGCCAUCUCUUGAUUUUGCUUCCUGCAGUACCUGUCUGCAUAACUGUAACUGCUUAAGAAUAACUACACAUAUUGCUAAUAACAUCAGAUUCUUAGGUUACAGCGUUAUUGCCUGUUCUGUAUAUCAUUAACACCUGCUUAUGGCAUGUCUUAAUGUUUAUUUUAUUUGAUCACUUCAUCCUUUUGCCCCUAAGCUGUUGCUUAUAUUUCCAUUGAAUCCAGCCUCCCUACUGUAUGUGUUGGGUGGCUGAUUUCUGGUGAUGGGACACUUAAGCUAGCUAGAUGAUACACUAAUGAUAACAUGACACAUCUUAAAUGGGUGACUUGAACAUGGUCUAGAAAGUAUCUUUAAUGCUGGUGUUAAACAUGGUCCAUUCAUGGCAGAUGGACCAGAAAACACAAGAAUGAAGGUGACCCCUCUAGAUGUGCUGUAUGGAUCAGGGUCAAACCUCACUCUGUCCUGCUCAGCUGAAUCCAGUCCUCCCUCCCAGUUUCAGUGGGCUCUGAAUGGAACACUGCUGUACAAUAUAGGACCAGAACUCAGUCUGGAGAACAUCCAGGCCAGUCAGAGUGGUAGCUACAGCUGCUGGGCCCAUAAUACCAGAACCCUGAGGUACCAGAUAUCUGAGCCCUCUGACAUCACUGUGCUGGUUAAGUGGUAUAGAGGAGAUGGAGAUGGAGACAGUCAUGGGAGGAAAGAGAGAGACUGGUUCUGGGGUUUCAUGGCUGAACUGACUGAAAUGUUUGUGAGGUUUGCGCUCCAGUCCUAGAGACACCUUUUUCCUUUUCCUUCCAAUGUGUACAUUUGGACGGGUAGCCUUCUUCUCUAUGUAGUAGAACAGAUAGUCUCUUUCAACAGAGAUACAACACAUGAAAAGAGAGAUCUAUGAGUGGAAUGUGAAACAAAGCAGAUGGCAUUGGAUUAUUAGCUGAUACUGUACUGAAUACUGUAUAUGGGUUAUUCCAAGCAGGGUUGGUUGCUGUGGUUGCGAGGACAUUUUCUGUAUGAGCAUUGUAUGUAGUAGCUGGCCACUGCUCUGUCAUGCAGUGAGGAAAAAGCAAACCACAUAAUCAUCCCUUUGUUACCAUUCAAUGGCCUUGUGAAUAGUUUCCAUGUGAGGAGGAUGAACAGAUAAUGAAGGAGAUGUUGUCUUAGCUUUGAGAUCUCUUACACAUCGAUUAGACUUCUAACCUUAAUCAUUCAUUCACAUUUUUCAUAUACCGUGUGCAGGCCUACUUUAUCAUGAACAAACUUUAUAGUGUUGCAUGUCAUUAUUCAUUUCACGUGUGCUCAUCGUGUCUUCAGGAAACUGUUACUGUUUGACAAGAUAAUAUACUAUCUACAUUAUAAUAUAGACUACAAUCUGUAUUAUCAAACCAACCUAUCUGAUUCAUAAUAUAACCAUUAUCCUUCACAGAACCAAUAUCUGGUGCUAUCAUAACAACUUCCCCAAAUCCUCCAAUCAUCGAGGGGAAUUCUGUCACCUUAACAUGUGAUGCUUCUGGCUCCAUCAUCAGCAGAGAGUGGAUGAAGGAUGGUCAGCUUCUGUCUGCUGGUGGCAACAUGAUCAUCUCUGAGGAUAAGAGAGUGCUGUCCAUAAACCCUGUGAAGAGAACAGACAGUGGAGAAUACCUGUGUAGAGUCAGCAACCCCAUCAGCACCGCUGAUGCUAAACACGAUCUCAUUGUAAACUGUAAGUAGGCCUACUCUGCUAUAAACCUGGGGUUACAAUUACUGUGUUUUAACUGCUGUUGUUUCUUGCAUUAAAAUCUGACAGUCACAGUGUAAAUGCUGGAUAUGCAAGAUAUUACAGAGUAAAUCUAUGGAUAUAUACAGGGGCGCAACAUUCACUGAGGACGGGGGGGAGAUGUCCUCCCCAUUUUUGUCCCCCAAAGUUUUAUUAUUGGAAUGUGAUACAAAACCUGGCAGGGUGUGCUUUAGGACCAUGCGGAAGCCUCUGAGCGGUUAGGUAGACUGUUUGGAGUGUUUUUAUCCCCACUUCUAAAACCAAAGUUGCGCCCCUAAAUAUAAAUAACAGUUUGAGUGUGUAACAUCACAUUGAUUACCAACUAACAAACACAUGGCUACCUCUAAUUGGAACUGGUGAUCUCUGUGUUACAGAUGGACCUGAUGGUAUGGAAAUCAAGGGUCCAACUGAAAUAGAAGUAGGACAGAAGUUUACAUUGACCUGCUCUGCUGACUCCAACCCCCCUGCUAGUUACACCUGGAUGCUCAAUGGAACAGAGAUACCUGGACAUUCACCUGAGUUCACUAAAGAGAAGAGUGAAUACUCUGACAGUGGGGAUUACACCUGUACAGCAACAAAUGAUGUCACUAGAAACAAAACAUAUGUGGUCCAUAAACUGUCAGUAAAAGGUAAAGUUAGCUGAAGCUUUGAAGACAAUAUGAGAUAGUAAAUAGAUAGUAAUUACAUUUUCGAUGCAAGAUUAUUUACUCAUAUAUUACUUUUGCAUUCCAAACUUGUUUUCAAAUAGUGUCUUUAGUUGUCGUUGUUGUGUUGUAAUUGUUACCCAGAUGUACUGUAUUGUGCAGUACUUCCUGUUCACUGUGUAGCCUUUCAUCUCUGCAUGGUUCUUUCUCUGGUCUCUGCAGCGGUGGGCUCUCUAACUCCAGGACUGUCUGCUGGUGCCAUCACUAGGAUUGUGAUUGCAAUAUUGGUGGUUGUGGGAGGGGCAGUUGGUGUUGCAGUGUUCUUCAUCAAGAAAAAU
Coregonus sp. 'balchen' is the source of this 11955-nucleotide messenger RNA. The record is from the annotation of a GenBank genome assembly. NCBI's taxonomy places the organism in Eukaryota, Metazoa, Chordata, Actinopteri, Salmoniformes, Salmonidae.